This is a messenger RNA of Gasterosteus aculeatus aculeatus (three-spined stickleback), 1356 nucleotides long. The record is from RefSeq and is a predicted model, not a curated record. NCBI's taxonomy places the organism in Eukaryota, Metazoa, Chordata, Actinopteri, Perciformes, Gasterosteidae.
UGUAAUUUAACCUUACGUAAGCUGCGUAUUUGGAGUAAUUUACUAUUUGACCUUGAAAACUUUGAGGGUGAACAAAACAGCAGUUUCUUUGUAUUGCCGUUGUGUGUAACGUUAGCAUAAUUAGCUAACUCGACGUUAGUUAUUGAUAAGAGGAGUCUGACCGACCUGGACUUCGUCCCAAAGCAGCUGGCACCAGAUCACCCCGCCGCUCUGAACCACACCACGGGGGGACGCCCAUGGAGGCCCAGAGGUUGCUGAGGCUGGUGUCCCUGCUCUGCUGUGUCCCUGCAGCCAAGGCCUGUCUGCAGUGUGACCACAAGAUCAGGAUCCUGCUCGAGGACUUUGUCCUGUCUGCUCCCACCGUGGCCGACCAGAUUGAAAUGACAAAGAUUCGCGACCAUGCCUAUGCGGAGUACAGGGCGACCAGCCAGAAGCGAAAGGGAGUCAUUGAUCCCACCACUCUUUACAGAGCCAGGACUGAGUACCAAAGUGAGUUGGACCGCUUCUUGAAAACUGAGCACACUGGAUCUGUGACAUUCGAGGCCAUUCAGAUCCUGGAGAAGGGCAGGAAGAUCUUAGAAAAACACUUGGACACAUUCAUCCGCGACGGACUGUGCCCCAACAAGUGCGGGCUUUUGAAACGAAGAGUAAUGGAUUGCUUCUCUUGCCACUACAAGAUAUACAUCUGUCCUUCCCCUUCUGGCCAGCAGGACUGCGGUGAGCUCCCAGUGCAGGCCGUGGAGGGAGGCCAGGCUGUGUUGAACUGUGGCCAUCCAUGGCAUCACCUUCUGUUGGGAGCACCAGAGUACCAUUACUCUUUGGCCCGCGGCGUGCCAGGAACUGAAAAGCUGAAGGAGAGUGAUUUCGAAGUCUUGGUGGUGACCGACGAGUCGUCCGUGGUCUUAAAUCAGCUGCACGUGGAUGAACAAGGAACAUAUCGCUGCUCCCUGCAGAGCCAAGAUGGAACCGUCUUCUACCGGGUCAUUUUCCCACUCGCUGUCGCCCUUUCGCCUGACCAGACUCACCGACCCGUCAUCGUUCUGCCCUCCCUGCCUGCAGGAGACCGCUACUCGCCUUCUCAACCGACUGCCGGCCUGCUGGUGCCGGUCGUCGCCGUGGUUACGGCCCUGAGUCUGGUCGCGAGCGUUGGCCUCACAGUAGUCCUGGGAAUGAUGAUGAGUCAGAGGAGGGCCGAGGAGAAAGAAGACGGAGGGACGAAACACACAAAACACUGUGUGAUGUAGUACAGUAAAUACACACUAUUCACUAGUGAGAAAAAGUUUCUGAUCAAUACAUAUUGUUUUUCCUCUACGGCAAACCAAGAUUUACUAAUAAAACCGAAAGUUUGUGGUGUAA